UUUCGACGUAAACACUUGGAUGUACAUGUUCGACUAACUUUCUGAUGGAUUGUGUGUAGUUUUUAUAGUUAACGCCAUGAGUUCAAAGGGAAAAGGUAGCGGGGAUACUACGCUCCCUCUCAAUGGAAACAGCGGAGAGGGUGACGCCAUCAAGGUGUUCGUCCGUGUGCGGCCUCUCACGGAGGGAACUGGGCUGACAACAGAUAAUGACCAGAGUUUGUGUUUGACUGUGACAUCCCCGAACACAAUUCGUCUACACUCAAAGCCCGAGCCCCGCACCUUUACAUACGACCAUGUCGCAGACAUGGGUACUUCACAGGAAUCUGUGUUUUCCAGUGUGGCCAAAAAUAUUGUGGAGUCAUGCAUUAAUGGCUACAAUGGCACCAUAUUUGCCUAUGGACAAACAGGAUCUGGCAAAACCUUCACGAUGCUUGGUCCGUCUGAAUGUGAUAGCUUCUCAGAUGACAAUAGGGGGGUGAUCCCACGGAGCUUCGAGUACCUUUUCUUCCUCAUCAGCAGAGAAGUUGAAAAGUCGGGGAACUCCAAGAGUUUCCUGUGCAAGUGUUCGUUCAUCGAGAUCUACAACGAGCAGAUCUACGACCUGCUGGACAGUGCCUCGGCCAGCCUGUUCCUGAGGGAGAACAUCAAGAAGGGCGUCUUCGUGGAGGGAGCGGUGGAGAAGUUUGUCACCUCUGCUGCGGAGGCCUACCAGGUGCUGUCUAUGGGUUGGCGCAAUCGUCGCGUGGCCUCCACCUCCAUGAACCGCGAGUCGUCUCGCUCCCAUGCCGUCUUCACCAUGAUCCUGGAGUCCAAGGAGACGGACCGGGAGCUGGUCAACAUCCGCACCUCGCAGCUCAACCUGGUGGACCUGGCGGGCUCUGAGAGGCAGAAGGACACCCACACCGAGGGGUCACGCCUCAAGGAGGCGAGCAGCAUCAAUCGCUCCCUGAUGUGCUUGGGUCAGGUGAUCAUGGCCCUGAUGGACGUGUCCAAUGGAAAGUCUCGACACAUCUGCUACCGUGAUUCCAAGCUGACCUUUUUACUGAAGGAUUCUUUGGGUGGAAAUGCGAAGACGUUCAUCAUCGCCAAUGUGCACCCCGGCUCAAAGUGCUUUGGAGAGACAUGGUCCACCCUACAGUUCGCUCAGAGGGCCAAACUCAUCAAAAACAAGGCCAUGAUAAACGAGGACACCCAGGGCAACGUGCGGCAGCUGCAGGCCGAGGUCAAGAAGCUGAAGGAGCAGCUUGCCCAGGCCCUGCUGUCCCAGCCUUCACUCUCCCAGCACGCGGACAGCCCCCCAGGAGCACCACAAGCACGCACAGGUUCCCCUGAGCCCCAGGGCCGCCUCUCCUUCAGGGAGCAGUUCAAGCUCGCUGUGCUGCUGUGGAAGAAACGCGAGGAUGAGAAGAAGGCGCUGCAGCAGAAGCUUGCCCACCUGGAGGAGGCCUGGGCGCGCAAGGAGAAGUUUGUGCAGUCCAACCGCAUGAUUGUCAAGUUCCGCGAGGAUCACAUCGCCCGGCUGGAGCAGAAGCUGAAGAGUGGUGGCGAUGGCUGCGGCCCACUGGCGGAGCAGGAGAGCCAGACACAGCUGGAGCAGCUGCAGCAGGAAAUCAGCAUCCUCCGAGACCAGUUAGAGCACCAUCCGCGUAUGAUGCGUUACGCGGCGGAGAACUUCAGCCUGCGUGAGGAGGUGCGCGUCCUGCGGGCCAUGGAGUCGGUAAAGAGCGCCCAGGAGAUGGCAGAGCAGUGCACUGCCGAGCUGGAGGCCAGCUUCCAGACCCAGCUGGAGGACAGCAAACCAAACAAAGACAACGGAGUGUCUGUAUGUGUAUGUGUCCCCAUAGCUCCAGCGACCUGUUCUACGCCGGUCACAGCUGAGAGCAUGUCGAAGGUGUCUGUGGAGAGACUGAAGGCCCAGCUGAUGCAGAAGCAGACGGAGCUGACGGCCACAGCACAGGCCUUUGAGGAGUACAAACAAGUUACAUCAAAGCAGUUAUCGGAGACUGAGGCCGAGAAGAGGUACCUGGAUAAGUCCAACAAACAUCUGGAGAACAUUCUGGAGGCCACCAAGGCCCACACCAAGCAGGAGGUCUCCCACCUCAACAAGAUGCAUGCAGAGACUCUCAAGAUCCUAACCACGCCGACCCGAGCGUACAACCUGCGUAACCGUGUGGUGCCGCUGUCCAGCCCGGAUCACCUGAACGGCCACGGCAGCCCCCCGGCUACCCCUGACGACCUGCACCAGGAGCAGCCGCCCGCAGAGAUGAAGGAGCUGGCCUGCGAGGCGCUCACGGAGGAACUCAGACUGGUGCAGGAGCAGGCGGUGUGUGUGAAGAGCCAGUUGGAUGAGGAGGAGGCCAAGAGCAGGAGGCUGCUGCAGCACAUCAGCAAGCUGGAGGAGCAGCUCGCAGCCGCCACAGAGGAGGCCGGACGCAGGGAAGAGUUGUUUAGUGCAGAGCGCAACUCUUGGAGUCAGGAGAAGGAAAGCUUGCAGCAGACCAGCAGCGGCCUAGAGAAACAGCUGACAGAGGAGAAGAGCAAUACAGAACUGUUGCGUGGUGAGGUGGCGGACAUGAGGGUGCUGCUCCAGUCGUCUGACAAGGAGCUGUCUGCUGCCUGCACCGAGCUGAGGCAGCACACCAAUCAGGAGCAAGAGAACAGCCGCCUCUCCAGCACCCUCAUCAGCACACAGCUGCAGCUCGACCAAGUCAAGUUGGAUUUUGAGGCGUUGCUUGAGCAGCAGAGGGCGCUGCAGGAUGAGUAUGAGGCUCUGCAGGCGGAGGCCAAAUUUGAGGCCGACCACUUGCAACAGCAGCUGGAGGACAGCAGGCAGGAGAGCCGCAAACAGCAGGCCACCAUCACCGAGCUGGAGAGCUCUCUCCAGUUGGAGCGAGAGCAUGCGUCCACCCUGACCUCCCAGUUGAAGGAGAGCAACGAGAGCACUUCAAAGGAGCUGGUUGAGUCGAUGGAGGAGAAUGUUCUUUUGAAGAAGCAACUUCAGGCUCUUACUGCAGACAACCAGCAGCAGGUGGAGAACAUUAAGGCCUUGGAGCAGAAGAUGGCUUCCUCAGAGACCUCCGUAGCGUCUCUGGAGCAGAAGAUCGAACAGGAUAAGGGUGUAGUGCUUGACCUGAUUAACCAGACCAGGGACCUGCGUAGUGAGCUGGGGGAGAAGGAUCAGAACAUCAGCCUGCUGGAAGGGGACCUGAAGGACAUCUCUUUGAAGUACACAACGGCCUGUUCGGAGCGAGACGAGCUGAGAGAGCGCCUGGGCCGGUCCCAGGCGGAGAUCGUGGAGCUGGGAGAGGUCACUGAGCGGCGAGUAGCCUCAGAACGCAUAGAGAUGGAGAUGCUGCAUGACAGCCUGGCGUACGCUACAGAGGAGGUGGAUCGCCUGGCGAAGGUGCUGGAUGAGCAGACGGCCCUCUACCAGGCCGCCCAGGACCAGCUUGCCGCCCGCGAUGCCACCAUCGCCAGCCUAAAGGAACAGAAGAAGACUGAUCAUCAGGAUAAGGAGUGUGCAGCCCCCAGUGAAUCCUCACGUCUCCUCACGCCUAAAAUCAUGCGCCUGACGCCCCACACCCCGCGCAGCUUCGGCAUGGGCCUGGAUCUGAGUGCGGUGCUGGAGAGCCAGGAGAGGGAACUGGAGAGUCGUCGCUCCUCCAUGGCAACCAUGGAGCUGCUGCUGACCGAGCUCAACGCAGAGCGCAGCGCCAAAAACGACGAGAUCAGCAGACUCAAGACCCAGCUGAAUGAGAAGGAGUUGGUCCAGCUUGAGAUCCAGAAGCUCCUGGAGCAGUUCUACUCCAUGAAUAAUCAGACCCAGCCAGCCAAGGGUCAGGAGCUGAAAGAUGCAAUCUAUCACUCUGUGAUAAAAGAGCUGCAAGACGUCAAAAAAGACAGGAGUUUUCUGGAGCAGAAGUUGAUUGACACUCAGGAAAAUCUGCAGAGACAGGAGGCCACCCUCACCCAGUCUCAGACGUGUGUGCAGGAGCUGACUGGGGAGCUGAGGAAUCGCUGCCUUGAGCUGCGAGACCUGCAACUGAAGGCCCAGGAGCACGACCAGCUAUUACAAGAUGUGGAGGUGCUGAGGAAGCAAGUGGACCACUUGACUGAAGAGAACGGCAAACUGGUGGGCCACCAGAACCACAGGCAGAAGAUCGAGUACCUGGUCAAAAUCAAAAAGGAGAACACCAAACUGCAGGAGGAAAAUGAAAAACUCAAGUCAGAGCUGUUCUCCAUGAAAGAAUACAUUGUGGAGAAUGGUAAAAAGCUGUGAGGUGCUAUAGCAGCACUGACUCUGGCCCUUACAUGAUCCCACCCCACGGGGUGCUUUAUGGAGACCUGACGCGUGCAAGGCAUCAGACCGAACUGACUCAUCACUCACUCCUAACACCCCGUCCCCUGAAUAGCACAGUCGGGCUCUUUUAACUGCUGUGCUAUUCAUUGCAUCUGUGUACUGUAAAUACAUUUCAUUCAGGUUCCCAUGCAAAAAGAUGAAAAAACAAACACACACACCCCUCCAUAAACUCACUCUAAUAUAUAUUUUUAUUACUGUUGAUCAAUUUGAGAUUACCUGGACUUUGGGUAAGAGGGUCUGACUUUUUGUAGCCUUUGCCCCCCUCCCCCCUCUGACUUCUAGUUUGUUUUUACAUAAUUGGUGGAUAUACUGUAAUUUUCUUUUAAUUAAAAUGGGAAGUGCUUAAAGCAAAUCA
Molecule: messenger RNA, 4715 nt
Organism: Engraulis encrasicolus (European anchovy)
Lineage: Eukaryota; Metazoa; Chordata; Actinopteri; Clupeiformes; Engraulidae
Gene: kif15
Product: kinesin family member 15
Exons: 35
Coding region: 77-4279 (1400 amino acids)
Biological process (GO): microtubule-based movement
Molecular function (GO): microtubule binding; ATP binding; microtubule motor activity
Source: RefSeq, a predicted model, not a curated record